AUGUCUCUUCCCUACGACGCCACCCCUCCCCCCCAGUCACCUCCCCCGGCACCUCAGGAUGAUCCCAUGGACGGCCCCGCCGGCCUUGACCUAGCACUCGACGACUAUGCGCCUCCUGUCCCCUCCCACGUCCAAGAUCUCAUGGCCCGCAUGUCAAGAAACAAGGUCUACUUGGUCGAAGAGUCGCCGGCGAUACUGCAUGUGGAUGCAAUGAAGGAAAGAGUGAGGAGGGAUCCGAAAGUCAAGGGAUUGAUGCAGUUGCUCGAGGAACAAGAUCCGUCAGUGUGGCUGGAAACGUACAACACGGAAGAUGUCCAAAUCAAAGACAAUGCUCUUUUCCUGCAAUCAGAGCUCAUCCAGCACCUCUCCACGUCCAAACUCUUCUCUUGGGCUUCAUCCCUCGGCGCAACUCCCCUAGGCAAGUUUCUCCCUUCGUCCUUCUCUCUGUGGCUGAAUGACACUUCCCUCCACGUCCUCUUCGAAACCUCCGCCGAAGCGCUCCUUGCUCUCUCAUUGCUUUCCAAAACAGGGUUCGACCCCGUAGAAGGGGAUGACCCUCUAAUGGAACGAUCCGCCCACUCCUUCCCUAUCCACCUCCUACCCCAAGCCCUUCAAGAGCCGAUCGAGAAACGCACUAUCCCCGCCGAAUCCUCAUCCGAGGACGCUGCUGUCAACCGCAGAGGCCGAGGUAUGUUCGCCGGCGACGGCGAGCGAGCUAUGGCCUCUGAACUAUCAUACGAGCUCGCCCCAGGCGUCAACCCCCUUGCGCGUAUAGCCAUCCGCAUCGCCUUCCAGCAAGACGCCAACCUAAAAGGCCGUAGAGAUAAUUCCAAGUGGUAUGCCACCUACGGCCGCGAUGCCGGAAAGGAAAGUUUGGCUCAGCCGAGGAGGGUUGGGAAAGGCCGGUCGGAGACGAGGUGGGAGUCGGCGCCUGAUGCUUAUGAAAGCGGGGGGCAUGAUUUGCUGCAGAGAGUGGGCAGGGAGCGCAAGCCGUAUGAUCGACCGGAGCCGAGAGGGGAUAGAAGGGGUAGGGGCAGGCCGACGCAGGAUGACCUGGAUAGGCAGCUUGAUAACCUGCGUUCUGGUGGAGGUGGAAGUAUGGAUGUUGAUGGAGGUGGGGCUUCGGUGAAUGGGCAAGAGGAUGAGGGGAUUGUGAGGAAGGGGCGAGGGUUCAGAAGCGGAGGAGGUGGAGGAAGGGGUGGAGGACGAAGGGAGAGACCGAGGCCUGGAAAAGAGGACCUUGAUAAGGGUGAGUAG
Cryptococcus amylolentus CBS 6039 is the source of this 1257-nucleotide messenger RNA. RefSeq lists its product as hypothetical. The coding region runs from base 1 to 1257 and encodes 418 amino acids. NCBI's taxonomy places the organism in Eukaryota, Fungi, Basidiomycota, Tremellomycetes, Tremellales, Cryptococcaceae. The transcript has 3 exons. The record is from RefSeq and is a predicted model, not a curated record.